AUGUACUUCAGAAUCGUAGUAGUCAGCAUCCUCGUGGCGGUCUGCCAUGCGGCUGCCAUCGAAGAGGGACACGGCCAAGCCGUAUCAUCUCAGAGCAUUAUUCGCCACGACCAGCCAAGUCAAGGAGCCACACACUAUGCCCCAAUCGUUGCCCACGCCACUCCAGUCUUAGCCCACGCUUCCCCGAUUGUUCACCACGCAACCCCUCUGAUCCAUUCUGGCCCUAUCGUGCAACAUGUCGCCGCAGUUGCGCACUCACCCAUCACCCUCGGACAUUCCGAACAAAUUGAAGAGCACGCCCCAGCUCACUACGAAUUCUCGUACUCCGUUGAAGACCCUCAAACCGGAGAUCACAAGUCCCAGCACGAGAGCCGCGAAGGAGAUGUUGUAAAAGGCCAAUACUCACUGGUCCAGCCUGAUGGUGCUGUAAGAACCGUCGACUACACCGCAGACGCACACAACGGAUUUAACGCUGUCGUACACAACUCCGCUCCAUCGGCCCAUGCUGCCCCGGCUCCUGCGGUCCACGCCGCUCCAGUGGUCCAUGCCGCUCCCGUCGUCCACGCUCCCAUUGUACAUGCCGCUCCCCUAGUUCACGCUACGCCAGUGAUCCACGCGACGCCUUACUUCGCCGCAGUCAUUUUCUCCGUGGUGGCGGUAGCCGCUGCCGGUUUGUUGUCCCACGGUUAUGGUGGUGACAGCUACGGCCAUGAAGCGGUUGCGUACGCACCAGUGGCCCAGCAUGGUCACUACGAGAGUCACGAUGAACAUGUCGACUACCACGCCCACCCCAAAUACGACUACUCAUACUCGGUGUCGGACCCCCACACCGGUGACCACAAGGAACAACAUGAAGUUCGUGAUGGUGACAUCGUAAAGGGCGAAUACUCCCUCCUCCAACCCGACGGUUCAUUCCGUAAGGUUACCUACACCGCUGAUGACCAUAAUGGUUUCAACGCGAUCGUACACAACACAGCUCCCGUCCACCCUGAGUUCCACCACUAAAUAUAGCUGGCUCAGUGCCUCCUUAAUGUGAUAUUAUGUGUACCUUUUAUACUUAUAAAUAGUAUUUAGUCGACAACGAACUUUUUUAAUAAGACUGCGGCGAAAAUUAAACUUUUCGAAAAUUA
Molecule: messenger RNA, 1130 nt
Organism: Melitaea cinxia (Glanville fritillary)
Lineage: Eukaryota; Metazoa; Arthropoda; Insecta; Lepidoptera; Nymphalidae
Product: cuticle protein 18.6-like
Exons: 7
Coding region: 1-1005 (334 amino acids)
Cellular component (GO): extracellular matrix
Source: RefSeq, a predicted model, not a curated record